AUGAUUAUCUUCUUGAUAUUGAUAGGCGAGACCGUUAUCCCCGAGUCCAUUGUCUACUUGGACAACGGUGUGGUGUUUGUGGCCGCUUUCCUUGGAGAUUCCCAGCUGAUACGUCUUAAUCCCGAUCUGGAGUCCGAACGUAACAGUUAUAUAACUGUGCUGGAGCAAAUCACCAAUAUUGGUCCAAUUGUGGACAUGGUGUUGCUGGAGAGCAAGGGCCAGAAUCAACUCAUAACCUGUUCGGGAGCAUACAAAGAGGGCAGCCUCCGCAUUAUCCGUAGCGGCAUCGGUAUUCAGGAGCAUGCCAGCAUCGACCAGGAGCAGAUAAAAGUGUCUCAGAUUACAUUUUCGGCUACCGUUUCAGGUGUUUGGUGCUUCCCAUUCGAAUCCUCUUCGGUUGAUGAUUCCAUUGUGGUUUCUAUGGUUGGCCAAACUCAACACAAGGUUCUGCCCCAUGAAGUGGCCUGCAUUGAUAUGUCACCCUUCGACAGGACCAAGUUAUUGGCUGCCAGCCAACUCCGUUCCCCACAACCGCAAUUACAGUCCCCUCAGCCAGUUAGUAUGCAGUCAGCUGAUGAGAACUUUGGGACGAUAUCCUGCGGUGAGCCGCAGUACGCCGCUGUGGGUCUGUGGAUGGGUCAUGGCCUGGCACUGCUGCAGCUGCCGUCCUUGGAGGUUGUCCACCUGGAACCCCUGCCCGAAACCACAGCCUCCACUGGCACCGCGGUGCUUCCACGCUCCAUCCUGAUUUCUCAGUUGAACGACACCGCUUUCCUGUUUGCAGCCAUGGGUGACGGGGCCCUCUACUACUACACCAUCGCCUACAACGCGGAAAACAUAACUCUACGCGACGCCAAACGUGUCAAUGCGGGCACAGGGCCAUCCAUGUAUCUCAGUCAGUGGCGUUCACACAACAAGAACAAUGUCUUCGUCUGUUCCAACCACCCCUGCAUCGUGUACUCUGUGAAGAAUAAGCUUGUCUUCGCUAAUGUGAACUUGAAGGAAGUUGGAUGGAUGUGUCCUCUAAACGGCUCCUACUACAAAGACUGCAUCUGCUUAGUGACUCCCGGUGGCUUAAUCCUGGGAUCCGUGGAUGAGAUCCAGAAGUUGCACGUCCGCAGUAUACCGCUGGAGGAGACACCCCGUCGUUUGGCCCUGCAGUCGGAGACCGGUAGCUUGGGUGUCAUCUGCAAUCGACAGGAAGUCUUCCAGGAGGGAGUUGGCUUCAAAGCUGUCCGCUCGUCUGCCUCCCUGUCCACCAAGGUUCCAAAGACGCACAGCUCGGUUCCCAAAACCGUCCCCUUCAGUCAUAUUGAAGUCGCUGGCUUGGAUGAUCUGACACUUGAGCCCGAGGCGAUGGCUAUAAGGUCAAGCAACUCUCUUCACGAGACCGCCAUUAGCGUCGCUUCAAUCAACCUCGAGGCCAAGAACACUGUCGUUUACGCCGUCGGUACGGCACUCAUCGUGAAGGGUGAAUACGAGCCGACAAAGGGGCGAAUCCACCUGUUCCGAUGGGAUCCAGAGAACUCACGGCUGGAGACUUUGUUGGUGCACGACGUAAACGGAGCUGUCUAUCGCAUCAUCGACUUUAACGGUCGUAUCCUCGCGGGCAUCUCGAGCUCUGUCCGUCUGUUUGACGUAAAAGAUGACAGCCUCCGUCUCGCCUCAUCCUUCAAUGAAAACAUUACAGUCCUUUUCUUGCGAAGCAAGGGCGACUUCGUUUUGAUUGGUGAUCUAAUGCGAUCUCUCACUCUGCUCCUCUACAAAUCCAACAUGAAUAACUUCGAAACAGUGAGUCAAAUUAUAUUUCUCGAAUUAUCUUACUUGACGCUCCUUCAAGCAGUUUGUUUCCUUUUUUAG
Molecule: messenger RNA, 1860 nt
Organism: Dibothriocephalus latus
Lineage: Eukaryota; Metazoa; Platyhelminthes; Cestoda; Diphyllobothriidea; Diphyllobothriidae
Source: the annotation of a GenBank genome assembly